GCGACUAGAGGAAUCCCGGCGGCAAUGCUCCCCAGACCUUCUGUUGGCACAGGACAGGAACCAUUCCCGAAGACAACUCAUCAGACAUGAAAGGGACUGGUCAGCGGGGGGGAGAGAGAUGCUGAUGAAGAGUGAGCUAACUAAAUCAGGUGGACACUUGAGAGUGUGUUGGCAACUCUUGUCUGGAGGGGGGAUGGGAGGAUAGAGAGCGAGGGAAGCUGGCAAAAUUGUCACGAAACGAGAGACCGAAAGGAUUGACUUAAUAGGGGGAGAGCAAGUGGGAGAAGGGAGUAAGAUGAAUGUAAACUUACAUGUGACAGACUGAUUGGAUUUGUAAAUGUUCACUUGAAGCUUAAUAAAAGUUAAAAAAAAAUGUCAUUGGAAUUUGGAUCGGAAGUGCAUUGUAUGUAUAGAUGGCUUUUGGUAGAAUAGACAUUUUUACUAUGUUAAGUCUUCCUAUCCAUGAGCAAGGUAUGUUUUUCCACUUAUGUAGGUCCUUUUUAGUUUCGUGCACUAGUACUUUGUAGUUUUCUUUGUAUAGGUCUUUUACAUCUUUGGUAAGAUUUAUUCCUAAGUAUUUUAUCUUCUUGGGGGCUACUAUGAAUGGUAUUGAUUUGGAGAUUUCCUCUUCGAUGUUCUUUUUGUUGAUGUAGAGGAAUCCAAGUGAUUUUUGUAUGUUUAUCUUAUAACCUGAGACUCUGCCAAACUCUUCUAUUAGUUUCAGUAGUUUUUUUUUUAAUCUUUUUUAAUAUAUUUUUUUAUCUUUUUGAGUAUAUGCCAAAUAAAACUUUGUUUUUGUUUUACUAAAUUUUGUGAUGUUUUUCUCCUACAACAGCCUCUUAAGGGCAGAGACUGUGCCUGCUGUGCUCACUGCUGCCCACCCCCAUGCCAAGAACAGUGCUGAGUGCACAGAAGGUGCUCAGUGACCUUGCAGUGUGUGCAUAGCUCUGGGAGGUACAGAUUUUCCCCUCAGCUUAGAGCCGAAGACAUAAGUGUCAGAGGAAAUAAAGCCCGAGGUGCUGAGUCAUGGGGUUUCUGUUUUACACUGCCUGACUCAGAGCUCGUGCUUCAGGUUCUCUCUGCCAAUGCCUUUCUGGGCUGGCUGCCCACCAAGGCGGAAUCAGCCAGGGCUCUGGGGAUUGGAUGGUUCAACUGUCUCCGGGUUGAAGGACAGGCCAGGGGCAAAGAAGUCCCAGAAGGAGGUAGGGGAGGUUGUGCAGGACAAGCUGCUGGGGACAGAAGGCCUGUGGGAUGUCUCUGCUCAACCUGUUGUGGCUGGGACUGUGGCCCGGGGCAGCCUCCCUAUGGCUGAUCCUGCUGGUGGCUGGGGCCUCCUGGCUCCUGGCCCGCUUCCUGGCCUGGACCUACACCUUCUAUGACAACUGCCGCCGCCUCCAAUGUUUCCCACAGCCUCCAAUGAGGAACUGGUUCUUGGGGCACCUGGACCUGGUCCCCCCCACGGAGGAGGGUUUGAUGGAACAGACUCAUCUGGUGGCCACCUACCCCCAGAGCUUUAAGACCUGGUUGGGCCCCAUCUGCCCCGUCAUCACUCUGUGCCACCCUGACAUCAUUCGGCCUGUUCUUAAUGCCUCAGCUGCCAUUUUACCCAAGGACAUUAAGUUCUACAGCCUCUUGAAGCCCUGGCUGGGGGACGGGCUCCUGCUGAGUGGUGGCGACAAGUGGAGCCGCCACCGCCACCUGCUGACACCCGCCUUCCACUUUCAAGUCCUGAAGCCCUACGUGAAGAUGUUCAAUGAGACCGUGAACUUCAUGCACGCCAAGUGGCAGCGCCUGGCCUGUGAUGGCAGUAUCCGUCUGGAGAUGUUUGAGAACAUCAGCCUCAUGACCCUGGACAGUCUGCAGAAAUGUGUCUUCAGCUUUGACAGCCACUGCCAGGAGAAGCCCAGUGAAUACCUUGCUGGCAUCUUGGAGCUUAGUGCCCUUGUGCUGAAACGGUACAAUCGGCUCUUCUUCUUGCGCUUGGACUUCUUGUAUCACCUCACUCCUGAUGGGCGGCGCUUCCACAGGGCCUGCCGCCUGGUACAUGACUUCACAGAUGCCGUCAUCAAGAAGCGGCGCCACACCCUCUCAGAUCAGGGUAUCGGUGAGUUCCUCAAUGCCAAGACUAAGGCCAAGACUUUGGACUUCAUCGAUGUGCUCCUGCUGAGCAAGGAUGAAAAUGGGAAGCAGUUAUCAGAUGAGGACAUCCGAGCGGAGGCAGACACCGUCAUGUUCGGGGGCCACGACACCACGGCCAGUGGCCUCUGCUGGGCCCUGUACAACCUUGCGAGGCACCCAGAAUACCAGGAGCGCUGCCGGCAGGAGGUGCGAGAGCUCCUGAAGGACCGCCAACCAGAGGAGAUUGAAUGGGACGACCUGGCCCAGCUGCCCUUCCUGACCAUGUGCAUCAAAGAAAGUCUGCGGCUGCAUCCCCCAGCCACCUCCAUUUCCCGCACCUGUACUCAGGACGUGGUGCUCCCUGACGGCUGUGUCAUCCCCAAAGGGAACACCUGUGUCAUCAACAUCUUUGCCAUCCAUCACAACCCAUCUGUGUGGCCGGAUCCUGAGGUAUACAACCCCUACCGCUUUGAUCCAGAAAACAUCCAGAAGAGGUCACCGCUGGCUUUUAUUCCUUUCUCAGCGGGGCCCAGGAACUGUAUCGGGCAGACGUUCGCUAUGACUGAGAUGAAGGUGGUCCUAGCGCUCACGCUGCUGCGCUUCCGCGUCCUGCCAGACCAGAGGGAACCUCGGCGGAAGCCAGAAGUGGUCCUGCGCGCUGAGGGCGGGCUGUGGCUGCGGGUGGAGCCCUUGGUCGAGGGCCCGAAGUGAUCCAUCCCCCUUCGUCCGCCCCUUAGACCUACCCACCUACCUUGGCUGACUACCGGGAA
Molecule: messenger RNA, 2888 nt
Organism: Loxodonta africana (African savanna elephant)
Lineage: Eukaryota; Metazoa; Chordata; Mammalia; Proboscidea; Elephantidae
Product: cytochrome P450 4F2-like
Exons: 13
Coding region: 1252-2829 (525 amino acids)
Biological process (GO): arachidonate metabolic process; phylloquinone catabolic process; menaquinone catabolic process
Molecular function (GO): monooxygenase activity; oxidoreductase activity, acting on paired donors, with incorporation or reduction of molecular oxygen; iron ion binding
Source: RefSeq, a predicted model, not a curated record